AUGAAAAUUUUGAAUUGGAAAAUUCAAGUUCUCUACUUCUCUUUCUCACUAUCCGCGGCUGCCAUUGUGGUGCCGGAGCCUCAACAUUCAAGUUGUCGAUGUCGGCCACAUGAAAACUGCUGGCCCACGCAGCAGCAAUGGUCGACGCUAAACAACACGAUACACGGCAACUUGGUGGCUGUUCGACCCGUUGCAUCAGUCUGUCAUGCGAUGGAAUAUGAUGCAAAGGCAUGUAAUGCCACAACUGAGCUUUGGACAAACUCUGUCUGGCGUUCAGCCCAGCCAGGCGCUGGACAGUGGGAGAACUGGGAGGCAUGGCCCGAGCAUCAUGAAACAUGCUAUAUCGAAUCACCACGGAACAGCAAAUGUGGACAGGGUCGCAUCUCCUUAUACUCAGCCAAGGUUCAGACCAAAUUCCAUGUUCAAAAAGCCGUCCUGUUUGCAAAAUCCCACAACCUAAGACUUGCGAUCAAAAACACCGGCCACGACUUUUUGGGCCGGUCGACGGCGCCAGAGUCAUUGCAGAUCUUGACGCACGAAAUGAAGGACAUAAAAGUAGUGGAAGACUUCAGUCCUAAGGGUGCUCCCAAUCGCAAAAGUGAGGGUCCUGCAGUGACUAUGUCGGCCGGCGUGCAAUUGCCUGAGCUGUAUCUUGCGGUUGCAAAGCACAAUAGAACGGUGAUUGCAGGAUCUUCACAUACCGUGGGUGCUGCCGGUGGAUAUAUACAAGGAGGUGGGCAUAGUCCAUUUGGUGCCUGGAAGGGUCUGGCAUCAGACAAUGCACUCGAGUUUGAGGUUGUGUCUGCCAAUGGUACUAUUGUCACCGCUAAUUCAUAUCAAAACUCGGAUCUCUUUUGGGCCUUGCGAGGUGGAGGUGGAGGAACAUUUGGCGUCGUGACAAGUGCCACUGUCCGUACACACCCGGAGGCACCAGUUGUUGUAUACAACUUCAACAUUACCACCAUCGGUGGUGAUUCCAGGUUCUGGGACGCCUUCAGUGCAUUCCAUGCAGCUCUUCCAUCACUCAAUGAUGCCAGGGGCUCUGGAUACUAUUUUGGACUCCCCAAUUUGCCCAUUGAUCAGAAUACCACGGUGUCCACCAUUAUUUCUUUGCUCAUGUUCCCAGAGAAGACGGACGUGAACGAGAUUGCCAAGUUAUACGUGCCAUUGAAGGCCAAGCUCAAGAAGAUCGGAGGGGUCAAGGUUGAUUCUAUGCCAAUUCCAUUUCCAAGUGUCAACUCGACGAUCUUUACAAUCCUCCUCGCCGGGUCAGAUACCGAUAGUACUGGAAGCCUUAGCGCCCUGCUCGUCUCGCGAUUAUUCUCCAGGGAUUUGAUGCUAUCAGAUAGGGGUUUAGAACGGCUGACAGAGGCCUGGAAGAGCAUCCGUUGGGAUCCAUUCUCUUCGUUCACCGGACAUGUGGUUGCCGGUCCCGCUGUUGCUGCUAACAAAAAUAUCGACAGUGCCGUCAACCCAGCAUGGCGGAAGACAGUGUCGCACAUGUUAUUUGGCAGAGGCUGGGAUGAAAAUGCCACCUUGACGCAGCAGAAGGCCAUGAUCAAGAAUAUGACCGAUGUGGAGAUUCCAAUCCUGCGGUCGGUUGAAGGAGAGGACCAGAUGGGCGCCUACGUGAACGAGGCGAAUGGCUAUGAACCUGGGUUCCAGAAAGCAUUUUGGGGUGAGAAUUAUCAUCGUCUAUACAAAAUCAAACAGAAAUGGGAUCCAAAUGGCUUGUUCAUUUCUCGCAAGGGUGUUGGCAGUGAGGACUGGGACGACGCCGGCCUGUGCAAGGUCAAAGCCUAG
Messenger RNA from Penicillium waksmanii, 1803 nucleotides. Its product is annotated as FAD-dependent oxidoreductase. The record is from RefSeq and is a predicted model, not a curated record. The transcript is spliced from 2 exons. Bases 1 to 1803 code for a protein of 600 amino acids. Gene Ontology annotation, molecular function: FAD binding; oxidoreductase activity. NCBI's taxonomy places the organism in Eukaryota, Fungi, Ascomycota, Eurotiomycetes, Eurotiales, Aspergillaceae.